This is a messenger RNA of Strongylus vulgaris, 324 nucleotides long. The record is from the annotation of a GenBank genome assembly. Lineage: Eukaryota; Metazoa; Nematoda; Chromadorea; Rhabditida; Strongylidae.
AUGGUGGAGAAUAGGCAGUUUCUUGAAUGGGUAGCUGCUGAGAAAUUUGACAUUGCAUUCAGCAACGUGGUCAGUCUCUGUCCCAUUGGGAUCAUACACUAUACCAAAAUUCCUGCUUGGAUUUGGCUUGACAGCACCGCUCUGGUGGACUACGUAGCAUAUUAUAUGGGAGUUCCGCUUAUACCCAGCUAUACUCCACGCAAGUUUUCAGCCGACAAAGAGACCAAAAUUUUCCGAGAGGUGGUUGAUCCAAAUUUCCCGGACUUAGUAGAACUAGCGAAAAAGUGUCCACUGGUGAGUGAAAGUCCAGUAGUGAGGGUAUAG